Messenger RNA from Gracilinanus agilis (Agile Gracile Mouse Opossum), 1415 nucleotides. It is a transcript of the gene SPRTN, whose product is annotated as SprT-like N-terminal domain. Gene Ontology annotation, molecular function: single-stranded DNA binding; polyubiquitin modification-dependent protein binding; metalloendopeptidase activity. Gene Ontology annotation, biological process: DNA repair. Bases 44 to 1246 code for a protein of 400 amino acids. NCBI's taxonomy places the organism in Eukaryota, Metazoa, Chordata, Mammalia, Didelphimorphia, Didelphidae. The transcript has 5 exons. The record is from RefSeq and is a predicted model, not a curated record. Gene Ontology annotation, cellular component: nucleus.
UUCUCCUCUUCCCCAGAUUCUGGUUCAGACUCUCGCGGUUACGAUGGAAGAGGACUUUGUGCUGGCCCUGAAGCUGCAGGAAGAGUGGAACACUGAAGUCCCGACGUUCGUCGCGCCCCCCAGAGAGCCCAAGUCCCUUGUAGACGAGUCCUGGGAACUCGUAGACCCCAACCCAGAUCCCCGAGCGCUGUUUGUGCAGUUCAACAAGCUGUAUUUCUGGGGGCGGCUGGAAGCGGUGGAGGUGAAGUGGAGCUUUCGAAUGACUCUAUGUGCUGGAGUAUGCAGGUAUGAAGGGAAAGGUGGAAUGUGUUCCAUCUGCCUUAGUGAACCUCUUUUAAAACUGAGACCAAGAAAAGAUCUUAUAGAGACACUAUUACAUGAAAUGAUACAUGCAUAUCUAUUUGUCACUAAUAAUGACAAAGACCGGGAAAGUCAUGGCCCAGAGUUUUGUAAACAUAUGCAUCGCAUCAAUCGCCUGACUGGAGCCAAUAUAACAAUAUACCACAGUUUUCAUAAUGAGGUGGAUUUAUAUCGUCAACACUGGUGGCGUUGCAAUGGGCCCUGCCAGCACAGAAAACCCUACUAUGGUUAUGUGAAACGGGCAAUGAACAGAGCCCCAUCAGCCAAAGAUUAUUGGUGGUCUGAGCAUCAGAGGACUUGUGGAGGCACAUAUAUAAAGGUCAAAGAACCAGAGGGCUAUUCAAAAGCAGGCAAGAAGACAACAAAUCUAGGAAAGCAUCCAAGCUUGGGGACAGAAAGUAAAGAUAAAGGUAAACCAAAGGAAGGAGGGAGCCAGCUGUUGAGUCCCUUCAGUGGAAAAGGCUAUCUCCUGGGAGGAACAAGCAGUACAUCCUCACUUGGGAAACGAAUCAACUCACAUCACACCAUUAACAAAACCCAAGAACUGCUCAAUCCAAACAGCUCAUUGGUUACCAUAAGACCUAAUCAUAAAACUGAGUUAAAAUCAAAUUCAUCCCAGAGAAUUAACAGCUCUGAAGAUAAAUUACCAAAUAAGAGACCCAAAAUUGAAAACAAAACUGCUUUUGCCAAUUUUUUUAUCAAAAAAGAACAAAUUAAUAGCAUAUGUACAAGUGGUAAUGGCACAAACUGCAAUUCAUUCCCUGUCACCUCAUCUCAGAAUUCUAACAAUUUAAUUAGUCACAAAAAAGGGGUGAGCUGCCCUGUUUGCCAGACUCAAGUUUUAGAGGCUCACAUUAAUGAACACUUGGAUUCCUGCCUUAAGUAAGAAACCAUUGCCAAACCCUAGAGCUGCAAAUGUCUUUGGGAAACUAAUUUGUCUUAAUUACGUAGCAAAAAUUAGCUCAUGGGUAUAUCAUGCUAACUCAUCAAGAACUUAAAGAGUUGUAAUAAUCAUAUAUAUAUGUGUGUGUGUGUGUAUAUAUAUAUAUAUAUGU